Messenger RNA from Spodoptera littoralis (African cotton leafworm), 9396 nucleotides. Lineage: Eukaryota; Metazoa; Arthropoda; Insecta; Lepidoptera; Noctuidae. The record is from the annotation of a GenBank genome assembly.
AUGGAUCCGAAAUAUGGGGAGAUUUCAAGGGCUAUGAGGAACCGAGGUGUGGAAAUAUCCCUUCUAAGACCAGAUGAGUUACAGAAUUCGUAUGUGUCUGAAACUGAGAACUUAUUUGAUUUGACGGCUCUGCUGUCCUCUUGUGGACUGCCUACUAAAUACCAUGACUUGUUCAUUAAAUGUCAUGAGCUAAUGCAGUCAUUUGUUGAAGGUCUCGACCGUCCAACUAUUUCCCAUCUGUUACAAGCAGCUCACCUGACAUGGCAACAGUUACUCCGCGGCAUUUCAGCGACCACAGCCAUCGUCAGCAGUUUCUCUGACGUAUACAUCAAACCACGAUGCGGCGCCGAUUUCGCGUCAAACGUGAACGCCUCACUCGCCGAAAUGAAAAAUUCCAUGUUGAAGGCCCUAGAAGAAGAAGUAAAUGGAGAGAAAUUAGGGGAUACGGCCAUUGUACACGCAGAUACAUUCCACACUACUAGCGUAAAAGGUUUCUGUAGAAACACUCCAGUUGAAAUCGCCAAACAACUCUGCUAUAUUGCUGUACAAGAAACUAAAAAUUCCACAAUAGAAUCACCCCUACACGUCAUGUUUGGCUUAUACUCAGUAUACCAAAGAGUGCAUCCAACUUAUUUUACUUCUACAUACGGCGUCAUCAACAAUAUCUUGAAGAAACAAUGCCGCGGAACUGACGCAGAGUACGUCGAGACAAUGAAUGAUAUAUGCUUUGAAAUGUACAAGUUUUAUGGAGAGUUACAGGCAUACAAAAAGUACUAUCCAGAAUUAUACACCUUGGAAGAUCGGGAAAUACGUAUGGGUAACAGAGAAGCAUUAACGUUAUACAAUAAUCUUAUUACUUACUAUAUGAAGAUCUCCGCCCCCGAGGGUACAUUUACAGUUGCUAAUUAUUCCAAUGCUGUUAUAGAAGGCAAAUUAACGGACGAUUUUCCAGAAUACCCGAUAUUGAAGUUCUGUCAGAGAUAUCUCGCUAUUAUUGAUGAGUACAUCUCAAUAGGCAUAAACAGAAGUAAUUUAGAUGACGAAACAGCUUGUCAUAUGUUCCAACUUCUGAGUUGGAGAGAAAGGUUCUUUAGGACCGCUCACGAACAGAUCUUUGCAGAAACCAACGAGGCUAGUCGGCGCAAAGUGUUAAGGGACGAUAUUGUUCCUCUUCUGUACGCACAUAGUAAGUGGCUGCAGAAACAUUUGAUGCUCCCCUUACUAAAACUGACUGGUCGCGAAAAUGUGCUCAGACGAUUCAACGAAUCUUCAGCGGUAAUUGCAAUGUCUAUUGAAGAAGAUAAUACGGAGUACACAAAGUUGAGUAAAAAACUCCGCAAAUCAUACGGUCAGCCAAAGUUGUUGGAUAACCAGGCAGAAUAUGAGGCUUGUAUUGAAAGAUCUAAGAUCUACAAUAAAAUAUCUUUAGACCUCAAUCAGCCAAUUUCAAAACAACUGCAUAGACUCUCGGCAGAGAACUAUGCUGUAACAGAUAUGACAUUGGCUUUAGAUGUGCCGGACAGCGAAAAGCUAAAAGCAAUCCAGAAUAAUCUUGACCAAGUUGAAAGUAAGGUCAUUGAGAAACCAGGACCUCACGUUAAGAUCCUUCCAAUCAUCUCCUAUGUGGUUCAAAGGGUCCUGACCAUCUUACAAAGAGAUUUCCUCAACGUUUUGACGGAAGUAGCAAAGAAUGAAGAUAUAGUGACUGUUAGUAUUGAGACUUCGGAAGUCCUAGCCAGUUUGGUGACCUUGGGCAGGGUGACCAAAGGGUUCCCGCAAGCUUUGUUGAAUCUAAUGGAAGUGUUGUUGAAGCUUCAGAAUGAUGAUGGCAGUGUGCUUUGUGAGAGAAUAUCAUCACUGCCUAUAAAAUUCUGGGACGAGUAUUACAAGGCCGUGGUCUAUUCACCUGCCUUCUAUCCCUCUCCGUUCCUCGCUCCUUACGACCCUAGUAGUGCAGAUGAUGUGGUGGAAGAGAUACCGGUGAAUAGCAAGAGAUUGUCCAAUAACCUCCCUCUGCUUCCUUAUUAUCUGCAGAAGUUUACCGUGUCUUCUGAUAAUCCUGAAUCGCGUCACUUGCUAGCGUAUGAAGCGGUGGCGAUGGAGGAUAGAACUAAGUACUCAAUGCAACUGGGAACUGUGUUGAAUGUCCUAUGGAAGAAUAUCGCCACACUGGAUUGUGCAGUAUCAAUCAAAUUGAUAUCAGAUGCAAAAUUCGAAAUGAAGAAAUACGAGCAACUCAUAAACUUCUUAUAUUCAGCUUUAGAUCUCAAGAACGAAACGAAAACGUUCGAGGAGAGACGUUUCAACGUCACCGAAAACGUUCGAGCGCGGUAUAGACAAACCAACUUUGACGACAUACUAAUCGAAGCGAAUAUAGCUUACGAUGGACUUUUAACCUUAUUGAACAAGAAUACAGAUGAAUUACGAAUGAAAAUGAUCACAACACAAUUAUCAGUGCAUACAAGUGUGUUAAUAACUAAGAUUUUGUCUGAGAUCGUUCCGAUGGAUCGUGUGGCUAAAUACAGACUUAAAGUCAAAUAUAUAGAUGAAGAUAUCAAAAUGUUUGAUGCUUUGCUAAGCGUAUAUUACUUCCAUGGUAUAGUGACAGGUUCUAUUGACUACUUCGGUGGUAUUGAUAGACCAUCCCAAGUUACGUUUAAUAAGUUAAGCAAAGAAAGCGGUUUGUUAAAAGUCCACCCACAUUGCCGCACUAUUAUGGAGCUGAGACAAAAGACUAUUGAUAAAGUCGCCAAGUAUAAGCUUGGGAAUACAUUCAGACCUGAAGAGCCGAGUUAUAUUAGUUUUGCUAAUGACUGCAAGCACUUCACAAAAUCAGUUCUCUCAUCGAAAACUACACAAGACAUUACCACCAACCUUAUUAACGCGAGCAAAGAACUAUACGGAAUCAUAGUUACCAACAGCACAAACAAAACAGUGCUGCAAACAGCACAGAGAGUGGUCAAAGAAACUUCUUCGUGGCUGUAUUCUGUGAACGCAUUUUAUAAGAAAAUUGAGACUUAUUCUGAAGCAAUGCCUGACUUAGCAAAACCUCUCCAAAGUUCCAUAUCCCAACUUGUUUUUAGUAUAACCUCCUUGAACGAUUUGACCAAGGAGUUGAUAGUCAAGAUUGAACAAGGUUCAUUAUUAAAGGAGGCUGUGCAUGAUUUGAUGGUGUUCCCCAAUGACAUUCCUAAUAGUAGCGGUAGAGAGGCGCAUUUGAACAGGUUUUUGUCUAUGAAAUUUAGUCAGUUGUUGGCUAGAAAUGUGAUGGGUGGCAGCGAAGAGACUUAUCCUGCUGAAGUGGAGGUGGUGCAGGUGUUAAAAAUGAACCUACUAGAGAUACGCAUGCACUGCACGGCACUAGACAAGAUCGACAGACCGUCUAUGGAGGCUAUACUGACUACACUCAACGCUCUUGUAAAGGCUUGGGAGCAACAACAGAAAGAAAUCGAGAAGAAAAAACAGGAUGAUGAAGCAUUAUAUGUUACUAAAUCGAAAUGUGAAGACGAAGAUGAAGAAGCGAUGGCCUUAGAAGAAAUGAUGGAGAUGUUCCCCUCGUACUCAGACCAAGACUUUGCAGAAUUCAAACCACCAACCCUAGAACAAGUACCAAUAAAGACCGCAAAAACAGAAAAACCGAAACAGAAAUUCCUAAUAUCACCUGAAGAUAUUAGUCUAGUAUACAAAUGGCAUUCCAAUUUAGUUCGUAACAUGACGUCAGCGGACUGGUUACCCGACCGAAAGAAGUUGGUCGGUAAUGACGUUGUUAGUCCCUUCUUGGAGAGGUAUCCUACGUUUAGCCGGCUUGUAGAUAAUGCGUGGGAGGCUUUGGACGCGGAGUUUGAAGGGAAGAUCUCGCCGAGUCUGAUGGUCCUUAUUGCUCAGAUUAAGGAUAAAGUUGAUGGGGAAGAGUCGUCAAGCAAGGUAGACUUCUACAGAUCCGCCUGGGUGUCGGAAACCAAGCAGUGUGUGCCGCUACUUCAUCGAGUGAAAGAGAACACCAAUGAAUUGCUUGAUCAGUGGCCAGACUUCCCUACUUUGAAGGAGAUAAUAGUAAUAGUAAACAGGAUCCUAAGUUUCCCGAUAACAAGUCCGGUGAGUCGGUUCCUAACGGGGCUAGAGUUGCUCCGGGACAAAAUAGAGGAGUGGAACAAAAACGCCCAUAAAGGAAACAAUAUGAUCGAAGUGUCUCUGGCUGUUGGACAACAGAUUAUAAAUUGGAGGAAACUAGAGAUGGCGCACUGGAAGGAGUGUCUUAAUAAUCUGUAUAAUAGAAAACAAUCCGAAGCACAUAAGUACUGGUUCUACCUGUACUCCGUCAUCAGUUCAUAUCUAGACACGACGACGGAUCCCGUACCUGCUGAAAGAGUCAUAACGGUGCUCAAAGACUUCAUGGAAAAAUCGAACUUAGCUGAGUACGAAAUAAGGUUGGAUAUCAUAUUCGUGUACCAUUGUCACUUGGUGCAUUUAGAAGCUUCGGAGAGGAGAGAUGAACUCCUCGCCAUCCUAUGGAACACAUACAAUUACUAUGCGCAAUUUAGCGCACAAGUGGCCGCCCAUAUUAAAGAGAAGCGCGCACCCAUUGAGAAGAAAUUGCGCGACUUUGUGAAGAUUUGCACUUGGGAUAGAGACCUUAGCUACUGGAGUGUCAAAGACACUGUCGAAAAGGCACAUAAAGCGCUUCAUAAACAUACUAAGGAGUUUGAGAACGUUCUAAAAGAAAGUGUAACAAGCUGUAUAGUGGACAACUCGACAGAAGUGAUAGGCGACCAUGUGGGUAUAUGGGACCGACCGAAACGUACCACGACGGCUAACGCACCCACCGGCGGCGCGUACAUGAUCGAUGUGCAGAAUUAUAUGCUCGUCUGCAGAAAUAUUAAGCGAUAUAUAUCUUUACUGGACGAGCCUUGCAAAUUGAUAGCAGACGGAAGCUUAUUGUUAAGGGUUGCCAGUUUAUUGGACAAAACUAGAGCUCUAUGUAAGGAUACUAUUACGAAUACUGGGUACCCAUCCCUGGUGCAGGCUUUGGAUGACUUUGUCACCAUUGUUAUUGAGACCAGCCAGCAUCUUGGGUCUUUGGAGGUGGACGCCUCCCUACCAAAAGAAAAACAAACGUCUCAAGCUAAGAACUUUAUACAGCAAAAGCGCAAAGCGUUAGCAGAUUUAUUCAAAUAUUUGACUAAACUCGGUCUCAACUACCGUACCGGCCUAGUCAUAAUAGCGUCGGGUAAAGAGCUAUACGAUUUCACUAUACCGCCCGUCGAUUUGGAACCUGCUGUUGGUCAUCUGAAGAGCCGACGAUGCGACACCACUUUGUCUCUUCUAUGGUCUGGUUGUGAGAAGUACUUCCAGAAGAACAUCGCUCGACACAGGACCCUCAGUCUAGCACUGCAGUCUCCUCACCAAGACUUAGGCAUGCAGAACAUUGAAAGAUUGAAAGGAUUUGCCGCGCAAUUGUUGAAAAUAACGAACACACAAAAGAAAUCCAUAUCAAAAUAUUCUCGUUACCUCUGUGACCUUCGCAACCUUUCUACAAACCUAAUUGACGCUCUCGACUUUGACGAUACAGAAACAAACGUAUCUUCCCUAAGAUCAAAAAUAGAACUACUCGUAGAAUGCUACGCCAACACUGGCAUUGUUCUAGAACAAUUCAAUGCCGUACUCAAAUCUUGUCCAGAAAAAGGCUUAGAUUCAGAAAACGAACCAGAAUUUGACAACGUCCUUUCCGAUUCCAAAAUAGUUCGUUGUUACAAAAACACCGACGAAUGGCGCGAUCUAAACAAGAGAAUUAAAGCCCUAAUAACAAACGUUAAUAAACAAAAGAACACGCUACAUAAAAUAUCGAAUGACAUGCCUAAAGAAGGGCAAGGUAAAGAGAAUCCUUUGGCGUCCCAAACUCAUGCUAACGUUGCAAAUGACUGUAAAGUCAACAUAGAAAAUAUGAUCAACGACAUUGAUAGUUUGUUACAAGACUAUCAGUUCAAAUUCAAACUAUCUACUUUCGAGCAUACACCAAGCCACCCUCUACUCAAAAGUAUAAACAAACUAGUAACUUAUCUGAAGCAAACAGUUCGCGAACUGGUCAAAUUGGACAAACGCGUUACACCAAAAUCGACAAAGGUUAAUACCAACCAACUUGUUACUCAAACAGAAGAUUUGGUAGCUACGAUGCUGCUGAUCAUUCAAUCUGUGUACAAGAAACAUCUGCCACCAGACACGACAGAAAAUGCUGAAGUAAUAAACGCUAUAGACGAAAUUAUAAAGAGCGAUAAAGAAGAACCUAAAGACAUAGUUGAAGACAAACAUUUGAAGGAACAUUUGCAGGACAAGCUUAGUAACGAUACCAGAAUGCUCCAACUAGAAUCUCUUAUAAAUAAAACUCAGUUGUUGUAUUCCAACUAUGUGGAACAUCUGGCCAUUAAUAAUGUUGAUGAAGAAGUCAGGACUGCGGUGAUGAGGGCGGUGCCAAUAUUGGAACAAACUGUGCUGUUUGUCCAAUACUUUGUGACGCAAAAAGUUUCUGUGCAUAGAGUAUCGUGCAAGAUGCUGUCUGUAUUAUUGAAGAUCUUCUCGGAUUUGGCUUCGAAAGGUUUCUGCAAGCCUUCGGACUUAGAUAUGGAUGAGGCCGAGGGUGAAGGUGGUACUGGCAAGUUUUCAGGCGGUAUGGGCCUGGGGGAAGGAGAGGGCCAGAAAGAUGUGUCAGAGAGAAUUGAGAAUCAGGACCAGUUAGACGACGCUCGUCAACCGGGAGAAGAGAAAAAAGAAGAGAACAGAGAUUGUAAAGAAGAAGAGAAGGGAGUCAAUAUGACUGAUGACUUUGACUCUCAUCUGCAAGAUGUUGAUAAAAAAGAUGGAGAACAAUCAGACCAAGAGGAUGACGAAGACGAUGCUGAUAAACAAAUGGGUGACAUUGAUAAUGCUGCUGACAAACUUGACCAACAAAUCUGGGGUUCAGAAGACGAAGAAGAAUUAGAUGAAGAAGAACAAGGAAAACAGAAGGAUAAAGAAGAAAAAGGUAAAGGAGAAAGUACGGGAGAGAAAGAGAUGUCAGCUAAAGAUGAUCAGGAACAAGGUGCUGAUGAUGGAGCCGAUGGUAAAGAUAAGAAGAAGAAGAAAGAUAUCAAUGAAAUGGAAGAACCAGAGUUGGACGAUGAUCAGACGGAUCCCUACCAUGGUAACCAGCAGCCUCUCCCAGAACCGGAGGACUUUGAGCUGCCUGAGAACAUGGAUGUCGACGGUGAUGAUCUUGGCGAUGAUGAACAGGAUGGAGAAACUGAAACAGAGAAUCCAUUCGACAUUGAUGUCAUGAAGGAGAAUAUACCGGAGGAGCCUGAAAAAGAGGAUGAUAAAGGUGAAGACGGCAAGGACACUAACAAUGGACUAGACGUGUCUGAUGAUGAGGAAGAUGGGGGAGACCACGGUGCGGACGAGGAAGGAAAUGACGAUAAGGAAAAAGACAAAGAAGAUGACAGCGAAAAACCAAGUCCAGAAGAUACGCCACAAGAGAACGAAGAAGAGAAAGAAGGUGGUCAAGAAGUGGACCAAGAAACAGCACCAGAAGAAACAGAAACACCAGAAGUACCAGAAAACGAAGAAAAAGACUUGCCAAAGAAUCCUGAGAAGAUAGAAGAAGAGGAUGAAGUAGAACAGAAGAAUCAAGAAGCUAAUCCUCAAGCUAAUCCGUCGAAUAAUGACCCAACUGCAGAAGAUAAGGCUGAGAAUGCUCAAAUGGAGAAAGGAACGGAUGAUAAUGUGGAAACUAAUGCUGAACAGAACAAGGAGGAUGAAUCUAGUCCCUAUGAACAAGUACAAGAUAAAAAUACUGAAGAGAAACAGUCGACGGGUCGUUCAGAACUAGAUAAGAGUGACAAAGGCCAUCGCGGGGAGAAGCAGGCAGCGAGCCAUACUGACCGCGCUGAGGAACAACGCAAGAAACAUGAGAACAAGCCUGGCAAGACUGACCAGGAACGGACGCUUGGUGACGUCAAUGAAAAGAAACACAAGCAAGCUAAAACUCUCAACGUCGAACGUGAAGACGCUGACGAAGGUGGCGCCAACGACGAGGAUGCGGAGAAACAAGCAGACGCCUAUCAACACGUGAAGCAAGCCAACAAGGAUGAUUUGCAGGCGAUAGACGCUGCGACUAAAGAACAAGCAGACGAGCAGCCAAUGUUAGUAGACGAGGAAGAAAACGCUGAGCCUCUGAAGGAAGACGAAGAAGUUCCUAUGGAUAUUGAUGAAGAGGAACUACAGGUGGAGAAAGCAGAGGAAUUGAAGCCGGAGAAAAUGAAAGAAGGAAAUAAAGAGAAGGAACAAGAUAAGAGUGGAAGUAAGAAUGAAGAAGGGGAGGAGCCUACAGGGGAGACUGGGGUGGAGGUGGAGGGAGAAGUCGUUGUUACUGCACACGUGCCCAGGGGGACUGAUACUACUUAUCAUACUAGGUUAAACGAAAGCCAGAGUUACGCGGACGAUUUAUCAGUGGACGAGUACAUGAGCAUCCGUCAGUGGCUGGCCAGCGGUCCCUCGCGGUCUCAGGGAACCGUACCAGUGUGGCGGUCUUUGUGGAGAGACUCUUCGGCCGCCGCACGGGCUCUGUGUGAGAGACUGAGACUUGUGCUUGAGCCUACUGGCAGGUCGAGGAAAGCUGGUGACUUCAGAACAGGGCGCUCUAUCAACAUGCGUCGUGUGAUCCCGUACAUAGCGUCCCACUUCAGAAAGGACCGCAUUUGGCUCCGUCGCACUAAACCAGCUAAACGUGAAUACAAGAUCGCUAUAGCCGUGGACGAUUCCAGCUCCAUGUCCGAUAAUAGGAGCAAGGAACUCGCUUUUGAAAGUCUUGCUCUCGUCUCACAGGCGUUGAACCUCCUCGAGUCCGGUGACUUAGCCGUUCUGAGUUUCGGUGAAAAACCGAACCUACUCCAUCCAUUUACGGAGCAAUUUUCCGAACAUUCCGGUUCGAAGAUUCUAGAACAGUUGCGCUUUGAACAAACUAAGACUAAGAUCGCACAAUUGCUUGAUUUCUGCACCGUUAUGUUUGAAGAGCAGACGAUGAAGAGUGAUGCUGUUAAUGCCAAGUUGUUGGUGAUCGUCAGCGAUGGUCGAGGAAUAUUCUCUGAGGGAGAAACCAGGGUGAUGCAGGCAGUACGUCGGGCCAGGCAGCAAGGAAUAUUCUUGGUAUACGUCAUCAUCGAUAAUCCUGAUAAUAAGGACUCCAUAAUGGACAUCAGACGGCCAUUACUGGACCCAACAACGAACGCUCUCACCGGCUUCGUCUCAUACUUGGACACAUUCCCGUUCCCAUUCUAUUUGAUACUCCGCGAUAUGUCAGCGUUACCAACAGUACUGGGCGACGCCCUCCGGCAAUGGUUUGAAUUGGCCGCUAAUACCGCAAACUAG